Vigna angularis (adzuki bean) is the source of this 615-nucleotide messenger RNA. RefSeq lists its product as uncharacterized. The transcript has a single exon. NCBI's taxonomy places the organism in Eukaryota, Viridiplantae, Streptophyta, Magnoliopsida, Fabales, Fabaceae. Bases 1 to 615 code for a protein of 204 amino acids. The record is from RefSeq and is a predicted model, not a curated record.
AUGAAUGUCCAAAUUUCGGAACAAUUCGUGGCUCCGCAAUUCAAAAUAUACAACGGGACGACGGACCCCGAGUCCCAUAUCAAGACGUUCUCGAACGCAAUGGCAUUCCGAACGGGCAACGAUGCCAUUUGGUGUCGAGCGUUCUCGCUUUCAUUGGAGGACGAAGCAUUGGAAUGGUUCAACACCCUCCCUCAUAAUUCCAUCGAAAACUUUGCAGGGUUAAAACAAUUAUUCAUCAAACAAUUCGCGGCCAGUAGCACCCAAGAAUUGACCGUUUUCGAAUUAAUGACCCUUAAGCAAGGGAAGGAUGAAACGCUACGAACGUUCAUGGAUAGGUACCAGAAGACCGUCCGGCGCGUGAAGAGCCUGACCCCAGAGCUCGCCCUCCACUACGUCUUACCAGCCCUCAAACCAGGACCGUUCAAGGAUAGCGUCUGCAGGCGAGCGCCCAAAACGAUGGAAGAGCUGAGAGAACGGGCGGCAGAUGAAAUAAGGGUGGAGGAGAUGAAGCUCUCGUAUAAAAAGGAGAACCAGGAGGCGCGGGGAGAAAGGGCGGACAACGGUAAAUCCAAUCCUUCCGCGGGAAAACCGUCCGGCUCUAGGCACAGAGAGUAG